AUGAACAAGUCCAAUUUUCGCUAAGCAUAAAUCAAAAUGGCACCUUUCUUUAUUCUGCUUCUAUUAGCCUCUUCCUUGAAUCAUGGGUAUGCUCAAUUUCAACCUAAAGACCAAGCUUUUAUAUCCUUGUUGAUUACCCAGAGUGGCCUUGAUUUUGUGAAAGACUUGCUGGUGAACGAGGCAAUUUCCUCAAUAAUCUCACUCCGAUUGCCGAAUAUUGAAAAGACUGCGAAAAUCCCAGUUGUGGGUAAUGUCUACAUGGUGCUUUCCAACAUCACAAUAUACCAAAUCGACGUUCCUUCUUCGCAUGUCAAGCCUGCGGAGACUGGGAUUUCAAUUUUAGCUUCUGGGGUUACUUGUAAUUUGAGCAUGAAUUGGUAUUACUCUUAUAGUACGUGGCUUGGGCCUGUUGAGAUUUCUGACAAAGGUAGAGCACAAGUUCAGGUUGAAGGCAUGGAAGUCGGACUUACAUUGGGUUUGGAGAACCAGGAAGGAUCUUUAGAGCUGAAACUUAAGGACUGCAGAUCUUAUGUUGAAGCUAUUUCAAUAAAAUUGGAUGGAGGUGCAUCUCUGCUUUAUCAAGGGAUAGUUGAUGCUUUUGAAGGGCUAAUUGGGUCAACAGUAGAAAAUGCUAUUACCAAGAAACUUAAAGAAGGGAUUUCAAGAGUUGAAUCAUAUUUGAGAAGUCUUCCAAACGAGGUUCCAGUCAAUGAUCAUGCUUCUUUGAAUGUAACCUUUGUCAAUGAUGUUUUAUUAAGUGAUUCGUCUAUCCAAUUUGAAACCAAUGGAUUAUUUAGAGAAAGAAGUGUUUUGCUUCCUGUUCCUAGCCUCAGCCACAAGAACUCAAAACUUCCAAUUCUCUGCACAAAUUCAUCCAAAAUGCUUGGAAUCACUUUGGAUGAAGCUGUUUUUAACUCUGCUUCAGCCUUGUAUUAUGAUGCAAACUUUAUGCACUGGGUUGUGGACCAAGUACCAGAUCAAUCUCUAUUGAAUACUGCAGAAUGGAGAUUUGUUGUUCCCCAGCUGUACAAGAAAUACCCAAAUCAUGACAUGAACUUGAAUAUAUCUUUAUCUUCUCCUCCAGUUGUGGAAAUUUCAAAUCAGAAAGCUGGUUCCGUCAUAUUUGCAGACUUAACAAUUGAUGUUUUGGAAGAAGAUAAAGUAAUACCAGUGGCAUGCAUCUCAUUGGUAAUUCAAGCUUCGGGUUCUAUCAAAAUCAAUGGUAACAACCUCGUAGGUGCUGUCAGAUUGGAUGACUUUUCAAUGUCAUUGAAAUGGAGCAAUAUUGGCAAUCUGCGGAUGUACUUGAUUCAGCCUUUUGUAUGGACGCUUAUUGAAACUGUCUUCUUGCCGUAUGCAAAUGCACAUCUCAGUAAAGGGUUACCUUUGCCCAUCAUUCAUGGUUUCAUCUUACAAAAUGCGGAGGUAAUCUUGUCAACUUCAAGAAUCGCAGUUUGCAGUGAUGUAGCAGUUGCAGAAUCAGACAAGUUUUUCUUCAAAUUAAUUGAGUAGAUAAAAAGUGUUUUGUAAAUGGAUUGUAAAUAUUCCUUAUCAGAAUUCAAGAUGAUACGUCUACUUGUGCAAUCUUCUUUCUUUUGUUAAUUGUGCAACCAUCACGCCAUGGUGUACAAAAUACAGACUUUGAUACAAGUAGUGGCACCAUGAAUUCUCAUGUAAAUUGAGGUUUAGUAGUGAAAAUUAUACCU
This is a messenger RNA of Gastrolobium bilobum, 1706 nucleotides long. RefSeq names its product putative BPI/LBP family protein At1g04970. The record is from RefSeq and is a predicted model, not a curated record. The coding region runs from base 37 to 1512 and encodes 491 amino acids. NCBI's taxonomy places the organism in Eukaryota, Viridiplantae, Streptophyta, Magnoliopsida, Fabales, Fabaceae. Gene Ontology annotation, molecular function: lipid binding. The transcript has 6 exons.